AUGACUUCACAGUGGGUCAUGGUCGACGAGGCGGAUUCUAGCGUCCAGUAUGGAGCCGGAUGGACUGCCCACUCGAAUGUUCAGGACAAUCCGGGAGACUGGGGGCCUCCCUUCGAUGGAACGGAGCACACAGCCGAUACAAAUACGACUGUGCCGUUGACAUUCACAGGAACGUCGAUUAUCGUUCUGGGCAAGCUAGACGGAAACAACGCGACUGGACGGCCGGAUCCCUACCGGGACUGCAUCCUCGACGGAGAGGACAUUCCGAGAUGCGGAUAUUCAACCAGCUUCACCGGCCACUGGAUCUUCUGCAACAGGCAAAACAUCCCUGAUGGCCAGCAUACGUUCACACUGACCACCAGCACCACCGGAGCUCGGACGAUUUCAGUGGAUCAGUUUCGGUACCUGGCCUCUCCGACCAUCAGCAUCGACAAUGCGAAGGUUCAGAUCGAUACCGACUCUGAGCGAGUGCAGUUCUUGACUUCGUUGCCACACUCCACCGGAGAUGACCGACCUCACCCGCCCAACUCCUUAUGUGCAAGACGGACGCGACUCAUCGACCGUGUACAGGCCUUAUUCGCUGGAUGCUCGGGCGAACCGGCUCAGUUGGCAAGGGUCACAGCAGGCGCUGGAGCAGGGAUUUUCGCAGGUACAGCUGUUGAACCAUUCGCAAUCGAAGGUGGGGCUGAUGCAGCAGGGGUAUACCCGUAUUCGCCCACGCAGACUUCGCCUCUCACGUCCCCUGCCGCGACGUCGACCGUCCCGACGACCUCCAACGCCGCCUCGUCGAGUUCGCGGCCUGACUCCGGAGAGUUACCUCCGCCUCAGUAUUCUGACAUUGCACCUCUUCGUGGACCUCCCACCGUCGUCCCAACUACGAAGGGGACGGUUCUCGCUCCUUAA
This is a messenger RNA of Cyclocybe aegerita, 903 nucleotides long. Lineage: Eukaryota; Fungi; Basidiomycota; Agaricomycetes; Agaricales; Hemipholiotaceae. The record is from the annotation of a GenBank genome assembly.